Dioszegia hungarica is the source of this 1521-nucleotide messenger RNA. RefSeq lists its product as uncharacterized. The transcript is spliced from 3 exons. Lineage: Eukaryota; Fungi; Basidiomycota; Tremellomycetes; Tremellales; Bulleribasidiaceae. The record is from RefSeq and is a predicted model, not a curated record. Bases 1 to 1521 code for a protein of 506 amino acids.
AUGUCGCUCUUCUCCCCCCGGUCGACCAGCGCGAGCCCUGAGCCCAAGCGGUCAGGAUGGCGCUUCUUUGCAACAGCUCCCCUCCCUCCCCUCCCUGCCAUGCCCGCCGUUCCCCGCCUUCGCACCUCCCAAUCCGCCUCAGCCAUUCCCUCAACCACAACGCGAGGCCACUACCGGACACACUCGUCGCUCGCCGGAGUCGCCGAUGCCGACUUCUCUCCCUCCCUCGGAUCAGGCGCACAGGUUGUUCGGACCCCCAGCGAGGCUCGGAGGGGGAUCAUGAAGGUCCGCACCAAGCCUCCUGCCCCCGUCCUUGCCUCCAUCCCGCAGACGCCCGAUCUGCCCAUGAUGGAGGACUGCGACAGGCGGGUGUCUAUCUGCGCCCCGCCGCGUCCUCUCCCGCCGGUCGCAGAGGCAAAGGUGGUGCACAAAGCGACGUCAAUGGCGAAUUUGGGGAGCAAGGACAGGGAGAGAACACGAACAAGUGUCAUCCCGCCCACCCCCUCCCCAGCUGUCCCAUCUCAAUCGGCUAUGCGGCGCGCCUCAUCCCUUCGGGCUCCCGUUAUCACCACGCCGGUCGCUACUCCCUCCCCCUCAUCCAUUGCUUUCUCCGCUACACUCCUUGACAUCGUUCAACGUCCCGCUCCCACCACGACCGACCAGGUCUUCAUCAAGCUCGAAUUCGGAUUCUCGCUGGCCGAGCGGUCCGACACUUCGGCCAUUACACUCCCUUUGGAGACCCUCCAGCGGGCUGGCGGGUAUCUCGAGCGGCUCGUCCGAGGUCAUUUGGAGGAUAUGAAGGACAGGGCGGAUAGGGUGGCGGAUGAAGAGAGGGGACUGAGGAUCGUCUCGGACGUUCCAAGCUAUGGGAGCAAACCGGGGAUGACGGAUGGAGAGAGCGGGACCGAAUCGGAUCUGGAAACUGAGGAGUACGGGUCCAGCGCUCUUCUCCGUGAUGAAUACCUCAAGUCCCUUUGGGCACCAUCACCGACGCUCCCCUCUUUCGAUAAACCACCCUCAACGACAAAGGCCCGCGAAUCCCGGUACUAUACCCCUCCCAAGAAUCGCGCGUACAUCCGGAACCAGUACAGCCAGACCAACGCGUACCCGUCCCCCUCCUCCCCACUCUUACCCUAUACCGCGCCCCUUGCGCUCCGCCGGCGAGCGACAUACCUCGUCCUUCCCUCCACGGCGCCCCGGGGAUCCGUCGUCGAGAUCAAGAUCCUGCUCAUGCGCGAUGCGUCGUCCUGGCACUAUAUCACGGCGAGGCUGGUCCAGGGCACCUGGGCUCGCAUGGACGAGCGGAAAGCACAGAGCGUGGUGGAUGAGCUGGGAUGGGCGGGGAUGGUAGCCCUGGCGGCAGAGCUGAGCUCUAAGGAGUCUGUGGGGGAUAAGCGGCAGUCGGAGAGGACUCCGACACCCCGCACGGCCGAGACGCCACCGAGGCAUAAGCGGAUGAGCUCGAAGAGCGUCAAGGGGGAUCCAAGCGGCGUGAGGGCGGGCGGCACGGGGUAUCUCUAG